This is a messenger RNA of Dama dama (fallow deer), 279 nucleotides long. Its product is annotated as transcription and mRNA export factor ENY2-like. The record is from RefSeq and is a predicted model, not a curated record. The transcript has 2 exons. Lineage: Eukaryota; Metazoa; Chordata; Mammalia; Artiodactyla; Cervidae. Gene Ontology annotation, biological process: positive regulation of DNA-templated transcription; regulation of transcription by RNA polymerase II; poly(A)+ mRNA export from nucleus. Bases 1 to 279 code for a protein of 92 amino acids. Gene Ontology annotation, cellular component: nuclear pore; DUBm complex; SAGA complex. Gene Ontology annotation, molecular function: transcription coactivator activity; chromatin binding.
AUGGUAGGUAGCAAGAUGCGCAAAGAUGUACAGAUGAGAGCAAGCUGGAGAAAGAGGGCUUCCCUGGUGGACCUGCUGGGAACAGAAUGCCUCAAAGAGUUGCUAAAAGCCAAAUUAAUUGAAUGUGGCUGGAAGGACACAGUUGAAGGCACACCAUUAAGAGAUAACGAAAAAAAAGGACUACAACACGUUACUGUGGAUGACUGGGUGGCUGAAAUCACACCCAAAGGCAGAACCCAGGUACCUGACUGUGUAAAGGAAGAGCUCCUAGGAAAAUAA